AUUCCACAGGAGUACCUCCGCCGCCAUGAGUGCGAACUCGAGCGAAGUGCUGAAGAACCUCCUGAUUCUUCAGCUUGAGGGCGUCAAGCGGCUUGUAAACGAGUAUCAUCAGCAAACCGAGGCUUAUGUACAGCAAUUCGGCCAUCUCCCGCUGUCCCAGGAGCCCGCAGAGGCCGCGCACGAGGCCCGUAUCACGCUGCGGAGUCUGACUUUAGCGUCGCCUUCACUGGCCGAUGGAUGCGCUGUCUCGAAGAUCAUUCUUGACGCCACAAAGAAGCAUUGCGGGGUGGAUAUGUGUGCCACUUCACCGGUACAUCUCGAAAGCUUUCUAGCAGUCUCUAGAAACGAUGUAAAGACCGCCGAGGACCGUGUGCACGCACUCUUCGUGCUGGACGCGACACUGUCGAAACCUCAACACCAGAAGGAGAUGCAGUCGCGAUUCGAGGGUAAACAGGGCUACGAGUUGCUGGUGGAGUGGCUCGCAAUCAGCUGCAGCUACAACGACGAGACGUCUAUGGCAUUCACGGAGCUUCUGCUGCUCGUGCUCCAGCGCAAUGUGCCAGCCGUGCCGUUCACCACAAAGAUAAUGGUUAAAAGUCUUGCGAAGUACAGGAACGUGAUGAAAGGAAAGAAGAACAAAGCUCUGCUACAGAAAGUCGUCACCCACUACCGAGAAAAGAUCAACUCGUAGUUCCAGUUUAAAAUUCUGACCACAGUAGCUUUCUUCAUUAUUAUUAUUAGGUUGUGAAACCUCAACUUCCACGUUCUUUCGGUCCUAGACUUGUAUCUGUAUCAGCGGCCCGAUAGAUGGAAGGCUAUCUGGACCACCUUGAGACGACAGGACUGCAUAGGAAGGUCUGGGAAAGUCGCUUUUUCAAGCUCAACAAGACCUUCCACGUGCUCGAAUACUUUACGGACGAGACUCAAUAUGAGCGGAAAGGGAAGCUGGAGCUUCGUGGCGCUACUGUGGCUACUGCAGAUGAACUUGGUGGACUCUUAAGUGAAGACAAAACGUUAGUGGAAAUGUCGAGACGAUUCAUCUUCCGAAUUACAGAAAAUGGCAGUAAGAAGCACCAUUUUCUGUGUGUCAACCUCAGUGGAAUUGAAGCUCCGACGUAUAAACUGGCGUCUUCUAGUCGCGAUUACUUGGGCGAAUGGCUUCGUGCUCUCCGAGCAACAAUAGUUACUGCAGUGGAUCCUCCUCUAUCGACAGCCACGAUGGGC
Molecule: messenger RNA, 1224 nt
Organism: Phytophthora infestans T30-4
Lineage: Eukaryota; Oomycota; Peronosporomycetes; Peronosporales; Peronosporaceae
Exons: 1
Coding region: 26-691 (221 amino acids)
Source: RefSeq, a predicted model, not a curated record